Molecule: messenger RNA, 1170 nt
Organism: Ordospora colligata OC4
Lineage: Eukaryota; Fungi; Microsporidia; Ordosporidae
Exons: 1
Coding region: 1-1170 (389 amino acids)
Biological process (GO): regulation of gene expression
Cellular component (GO): nucleus
Molecular function (GO): histone binding
Source: RefSeq, a predicted model, not a curated record
AUGGAUGACCGUGAUCUUGAGCAAAAGAUUGUGAAUGAAGAGUACAAGGUAUGGAAGAAGAAUGUGCCAUAUCUAUAUGAUCUAUUGUUUAGUCACACGUUGCAAUGGCCGUCUCUCUCUGUGCAGUGGUUUCCAGAUGUGAGCAGAGAUGAGGAACGUGUAAGAACUACGCAGCGAUUGCUACUGAGUACUCACACGAGUGGUAGUGACGAGGAGUGCGUCAUGAUAGCAAAGCUUGAUUUUCCUGAUGAAUUUGAUGAGAACAUUGAUGGAGAUGAGGAAGGGAAUGGAGAUGGAGAUAUGAAGCUUAAGGUUUUACAGAGGAUUCCAGUACAGGCCGAGGCUAACAGAGUCCGAUACUGUCCAUUAGCAUGUAAUGUACUGGCUGUUCGAUCUGACCUUCCGGAUGUGCAUGUAUAUGAUUACACAAAGCAUUUGUCGCAUGAAAAAACUGCAAAGCCGGAUAUGAUACUGAAGGGACAUAAAUCUGGAGGAUUUGGAAUUUCAUGGAACAACAUAGUUUCUGGAGAGCUUGCAAGCUGUGGAGAAGAUAUGUGUGUAUGUGUGUAUGAUAUAAUGGAAGAAAGUACAGUGAUUAAUCCGAAGAUUGUAUUAAAAGGACAUGGAGCAGUUGUGAACGACUGUGGAUUUAGUUUUUUUGAUGGAAAGAUGCUUGCAUCUGUUGGAGAUGACAGGAGGCUAAUUGUGUGGGAUACUGGGAGUGGAGAGAUGGUGCAUUCAGUGGAAGCACACACAAGUGAUGUUUUUUGUGUGAAUUAUUCACCUGUUGAUGCGAAUGUGAUUGCAACAUGUUCUGGAGACAAGUCAGUGAAGGUAUGGGACAUAAGGAAGUUGGAUACAGCGGUGCAUGUUCUCUUGGGGCAUUCUAAAGACGUGUUGAGUGUUGAGUGGUCUCCACAUUGUUCUACAAUGUUGUGCUCUGGAAGCAUGGAUAGGAGAGUUAUUGUUUGGGACCUUAUACGUGUUGGAAUGGAUGUGACUGAGGAGUACAGAGCACAAGGACCACCUGAGCUAAGAUUUAUGCAUGGAGGGCACACAGGCACAGUAUGUGAUGUAUCGUGGAAUCCAGCAGAGCCAUUCGAGAUUGCAAGUGUUUCUGAAGACAAUACCUUACAGGUAUGGCAGAUGACCAAAGAUGUAUAUGAUUAA